AUGGGUUGGGGAUGGAAGCAGGAUCUUGGGGAUGAUACACGCUUUAUAGAGUUCUACAAUCUAGUAUUCAUGCAAUACAACAAAAAAGACGAUGGUUCUCUUGAACCACUAAAGCAGAUGAACAUAGAUACUGGCCUCGGUCUCGAGCGCAUGGCUCGCAUUCUUCAAAAGGUUCCAAACAACUAUGAAACUGACUUGAUUCUCCCCAUUAUAGAGAAGGCAUCUGAAUUAGCAAAUGAGUUGGAACGUCUCACUCGUGUUUUCACUCAAAAUUCAUGA
Messenger RNA from Lathyrus sativus (Indian pea), 279 nucleotides. Lineage: Eukaryota; Viridiplantae; Streptophyta; Magnoliopsida; Fabales; Fabaceae. The record is from the annotation of a GenBank genome assembly.